Messenger RNA from Diatraea saccharalis (sugarcane borer), 939 nucleotides. NCBI's taxonomy places the organism in Eukaryota, Metazoa, Arthropoda, Insecta, Lepidoptera, Crambidae. The record is from the annotation of a GenBank genome assembly.
UCACCAACAAUAGGCUUUAAUGUAAAGUCACAGUAAAACUGCUAGUAUAGAAUAAACCUUUCUAUGUAUUAUAGAAUAAUGAGAAAAAAACUUGUAAAACCAUUCACUAUCCAUCACUAAAAUUAUUUGUUUCUUAAAACUAGUUUAUCUCAAAAUGUAGUGUAUUCAGAGUUUCUAAUUUCUAAUUUGUGGAAAAGUAUAAUAAUAUUGGUUAUUGAAAAAUAAGCUAUGACUCAUAGUAGCUGAACUGAAAUUAUAAAAUUCUCAGCUUACAUAAAAUCAAUAAUAAUGAUAAAAAAACAUGUUGACAGUGUAACCAGUGUAGUUAGUUGCCAGUGUCAAUUAACAUAUUAUUUAAAUUAUAAUAUACAAAUUUUCUGUAUAUUUCAGAUGUUCUGCAUCCAGGAAACAGAGAGCCCACACACGGACCCUUUCUCAAACAAUGACCAAGACCCGCUGAGCAAUCCCAACCAAUCAGAAUCAAGUGAUGACGAGCCAAGUGCCAAAAGACUGAAAACGAGCUUCAACAGUCCAUCAUUGAAUCUUAAAGUCUACCAAAUACCAGCAUUCAAUACACCACAAUCAUUAUCAAUAUUUCCCACUGCUCCGACUACUUCAUUACCAAAAUUUGUUAACAACCCUUUAAAUUUAGCGAACCCUUUAGCAUUGAACAAUUCUAUUGUCAAAAAUGCAAAUAACAUUGUAAAAAAUUUGCAAUCACGUUAUUCCUUGCCAGCCAAGUUGACCAUCACACCUGUGCAAACUCCAAAUAAAACGGAAACUGGUGAGGUAGUGAGAUAUAAGAAAAAUGGAGAGAUUGCAAAGAAACGAGGACCACCUAAGGGAUAUAAGCGGAAACCCAAAGUGGAUCUGUCAAUGAGUUUGACGAAUAUGUCAAAUGUUGCGCUAUUACAGGUAUAUUAAACAGUCAUAUUUUAA